This is a messenger RNA of Aspergillus ibericus CBS 121593, 954 nucleotides long. RefSeq lists its product as uncharacterized. NCBI's taxonomy places the organism in Eukaryota, Fungi, Ascomycota, Eurotiomycetes, Eurotiales, Aspergillaceae. The transcript has a single exon. The record is from RefSeq and is a predicted model, not a curated record. The coding region runs from base 132 to 713 and encodes 193 amino acids.
GUCAAGGGAGAGGCAAGGAAAGUUGGCCAAGAUUCAGUCUAUAAAUUGACACCGUUUACCUACCCACCAGACAAUUCAAACCCUCAUUCACAAUUAUUGGGCUUCACUGGAUCACCGAUAUUCAACUCAACAUGCAUCUCUUCCAAUCUACCUGGUCCACCCUCCUCCCCUCCAUCCUAAUCUUUUCAACCACCGUCGAAGGCGUCGGCAUCCGACACCACAAAAAGCACAGCUGCAGCGGCAACAUCUUCGUGCAAUGCUCCAGCAUCGCAUCCUACACGUGCUGCGGCUCGUCGCGCGCUCUCGAGUCCACCCGAUUCCUUGGCCUCGGCGAUACCUACUUGGGGGCUGUCUGCACCAAGAAAAAGUCCGCCGACUGUGGCACCGUGGCGAAGUCCUCUACCGGGAGUAACUUGUGUUUGAGUCAUAAGAAUAUCAAGGGGGCUUUUUGGAUGGAUUGUACGCGGUGUUCGAAACGGGGGGUUGUUGUUGAUGAGGAUGAGGAGGAGGGGGGCGAGUAUGCCGACUUGAAUGUUACGGCUGUUGUUGAGCCCGAUUUGAUUGGGUUCGGUGGUUAUACCUUUCGGAUCAAUUAUGAUGUUCCGCGGAAUAUCACCGAUACGUUUGAAGCGCUGGCUGAUAAUGAAACUCUGGUGGAGGAUUUUCCGCAGUAUCUGUGGGAGUACUAUGCCGGUAUGGUGGAUGACGAGUAAUCCGGCCUAGCCUGUGGGCAACCAAGGAUACAACCAAGAAUGGGAGGAAAUGAUGAAACAGGGUGUAUCGACUUUGUUUACAUUUUGUACAUUCGAGCCUGUAUUCAAGACGGAUGGAAUGCCUAAUGCUCGUCCGUGCAUUGAUCAGCGAUAGAGGGGCUGGCAGCCAUUGUGUAAUUGCGAUCCCAUGUGUCUUUCAGUUCAAUCAUUUAUUCCUGUACCAGAUUACACUGAACUAAAA